This is a messenger RNA of Menidia menidia (Atlantic silverside), 4095 nucleotides long. The record is from the annotation of a GenBank genome assembly. Lineage: Eukaryota; Metazoa; Chordata; Actinopteri; Atheriniformes; Atherinopsidae.
AUGGCGAAUUUCACGAACUACCAGGAGGGCAAGGCUGCGAUGUUGAUGGUGGAGACCCAGCAGAGGGACGUGGGGACGAAACCUGCGGCCGCCAACGCGAACGGAGACGGCUUGGUCGGGGAACCCCCUUCCCCGUUAAUUAAUAUCAGCGGCGGCGGAGGGGGAGGCUCGCGCUUCCACCAGCAUUUGCCGCCCUCCAACCACCUCCUCCACCACCACCACCACCUCAACCUCAGCCACCACCAGUCGCCAAAGGAUCAACAGCAGCACCAUCACUACCAGCUGGCUCCACAGCAGCACCUUUCCGGGGAAAGCGUCGCCGAGUCUCCGGGCAGGAAAGCCUCCUCCUCCUCUCUCAGCCAGGUACACGCCGCCGAGGACCCCGCCGCUUCCGCCGCCGCUUGCGGCAGCGGAAGCGGCGGCGGCCAUGUAUACGCGGCGGUGAGCGUCGCGAGCGCCCCGGACGUCGUCGACGACAUUCGAAAGUGCGGCUAUCUGAGGAAGCAGAAACACGGACACAAGCGGUUUUUCGUGCUCCGGGCCGCCAGCCACCUCGGCCCGAGCCGCUUGGAGUACUACGACAGCGAGAAGAAAUUCAGGAACAGCCUGCGCUCGGCCGCCGCCGCGAGCGGCGGAGCGGUGGCCCCGUCUCCGCCGAAGAGGGUCAUUUACCUCUACCAGUGCUUCACGGUGAACAAGAGGGCGGAUUCGAAAAACAAACACCUCAUUGCCCUGUACACUAAGGACGAGUACUUCGCUAUCGUGGCUGAAAACGAGCAGGAGCAGGAGGACUGGUACGUGGCUGUCAGUGAGCUGAUGAGCGAGGGCAAGAGGGGGCACCUGGACUCCGACGAUCUGGACGACGGGUACGGUACGGUCACCCCCGGUACUGUGUUCAAGGAGGUGUGGCAGGUUAAUGUGAAACCUAAAGGGCUAGGUCAGACUAAAAACCUCACGGGUGUUUACCGGCUCUGCCUCUCAACCAAAACCGUUCACCUGGUCAAGUUGAACUCCGAGACGCCCUGCGUCAACCUCCAGCUGAUGAACAUCCGCCGCUGCGGCCACUCGGAGAGCUUCUUCUUCAUCGAGGUGGGCCGCUCCUCUUCCAUCGGCCCCGGGGAGAUAUGGAUGCAGGUGGACGAUUCGGUCGUGGCCCAGAACAUGCACGAGACCAUCCUGGAGACCAUGAAGGCCCUGAAGGCGUUCGCCGAGUUUCGGCCGAGGAGCAAGAGCCAGUCCUCGGGCUCCAACCCCAUGUCCUUCAUCACCACGCGCCGCCACCUGGGCAACCUGCCGCCCAGCCAGACGGGGCUGCAGCGCCGGUCCCGGACCGAGUCGGUGGUGGGCACGCCGCCCUCCAGCAAAAGCUCCGGGGCCAGCGGCUACCGCUUCCGCACGUCCAGCGAGGGCGAGGGCACCAUGAACCGGCCGUUCCGCUCGGCCACGGGGAGCCUGGUGCACCUCAACUCGGCGCGGGCCCUCCACGGCCGGCCGGACGGCGGGGGCGGCGGCGCAGGCGGCGUGGCCACGGGCAACGCGGGCACCAGCACGGGCGGCGGGCGCUACGUCCGGGCCGUCCCGGGGGCCGCGUCCAGCUUCCACGCCCGCUCCGCCUCGCUGCCCGUCUCCCACUUCCCCUCCACCACCAGCCCCGUGAGCGUGUCCUCCAGCAGCGGCCACGGCUCCGUCUCGGACACGCUCACGCGCCCAUCCAGCGCCUCCAUCUGCGGCUCGCCGUCCGACGGCGGCUUCAACUCCUCGGACGAGUACGGCUCCAGCCCCGGCGACUUCAGGUACUUCCGGGUGCGGAGCAACACGCCGGACUCCCUGGGCAACACGCCGCCCAUCCGGGAGGAGAACUGCCUGAACGACUACAUGGCCAUGGGCUGGAACCGGGAGAUGUUCGGCAGCAGCGCGGGCUCGGGCAGCGCCAGCGGCGGCGACACGCCGCGGGAGGAGGGCACGCCGGCGGCCGAGGACGAGCGCUUCUCCUCCUCGUCCUCGCUGCGCCGGAGGACGCACUCCUUCACCCGGCCCGGCGGCGGCGGCGCCACGGGAGUGGCGGUGUACCAGAAGAUGACUCAGACCAACUUCUCGCUGGAGGAGGGCGCCGACGCGGCGCUGCCCUUCGGCGGCGGGCUGCUCCGCGGCGGGCCGUCCUCCUCCACCUCCUCCCUGCGCUCCGACUACAGCUCCUGCUCCGAGCACAGCCAGCAGAGCCGGCCCCCCACCACGCUGUCCCGGACGGAGGCCGGCGCCGAGCGCCCCCCCCUCUCCUCCUCGGCCAAGGAAGACUGCGGCUACAUGCCCAUGAUGUGCGGCGUGGCCGCGUCGCCCCGGGACACCCCCCCCGACUACAUGCCUAUGCAAGCCAGCCCUCACCCCCACCACCCCGCCUCCCACUCGCCUCAGCUCCACAGCCCGGCUCUGGCCACCCGCUCGCCCCACCCGCCCCAGCCCUCCACGGACUCUCACGGCUACAUGAUGAUGCUCCCCGGCGGGGGGGGCUCCCCCUCCCCGGUGCAGGCCUCCCCCAGCGCGGCCGGAGUCGCCCGGGGCGACAGCAUAGCGGAGCGGCCGGAGAACGGGGAGUACAUGGACAUGUCCUACAGCGGCGGCGGGGGGGUGGGCAAGCUCCUAAACGAAGGGGGCGGCAGUUAUUACACGCCCGCCACUCCUGAGGGAUCCCUCAAGUCCUACAGCCCUUAUUUCUCCCUCCCUCGCUCCUACAAGACCCCCUCCCGAGAGAGAGAUGAGAAGGAGGAUGGGGAGUACGUACCUAUGAGCUCUCCUGCCAAGCCAGUGUACUCGUCAGUUGCGACCGCCUCUGUGUCCAUCCCGGAAAAGCGGGGCGGGGGGGGAAGUAGCACCUCCGCCCCCUCCCACCCCCCGCCGCCUUACGGAGCCCACCAUACGACGGCAGCAAUGGCUGACCGGCGCGUCGUGAGGCCCACCCGCCUGCCUUUGGGCAGGAGGAGUUUCCACGGCCCGCUGCGGGUCAGUGAGCCCCCCCCGGUGGCCGCGGGCCCCUCUGCUCUGGCCCCGGCCCCCGGCAGAUCCUCCGAGCGGCCCUCCAGUCCGGGGGAGUACAUCAACAUCGAGUUUGGCGAGCACUUCCCGCACCAGCAGCAGCCCCCCGCCUACCCGCUCUCCGCCCAGGACGAGGCCCCCGCCCCGGGCCCCGGCGCCCGCCGCUGCUCCCCCCCCCAGGACUACAUGAGCGUGGAGGUGGGCUCCGAGCAGCCGGACAAGGGGAAGAGCCAGUCGCCCAGGCCCAGCCUCGUGGCGCCCUGGAACCCGCCCAGCUACAUCCGCCCCCUGGUCGCCAACUCCGGGGGGCUGGCCUCCCCCGGGGUACAGGCGGGGGGCCACUGGCGUUCGGUCGGUGACGACUACACGGACAUGACCUUUAACCUGGGCCGAGGCGAGAGGGCCCAGACCAGCCCGACGGCCAUGCUGCAGCAUCUCUGCGUGAUGGAGGGGCACUACGGCCACGCCCCCUCCUCCUCCUCCCCCCCCCCGCCUAUCUCCCCCCCGCCGAGCCCCGGCCGGGCGCCCGCGCACCAGCCGGAGCCCAAGGUGGUGCGAGCCGACCUCCAAGGCCGACGGAGACACAGCUCAGAGACGUUCUCCUCCACCUCCUCCACUACAAACCCCCCCGGGGGAGCUCUCGGCCCCUCGUCCUCCUCCACCCACCCCUCACUGGCGAACCCCGCCACCUCCAACGGCUCUUAUCUCGCAGAGGGACAGACGUCCAGGUGGGCCAGCUCGGCCUCUUUCGACAGCGCGUGGAUGUCCGUGGAGGGGCCCUCGCCGUCCCAUCACUCCCAGCAGCGGCCCGCAGACGCCGGCGCGGCGCCUGCCUCCCCGGCGGCCCCGGGCAUCCGGAUGUGCAGAAACAUGUCCGUGGGCUACCAGAACGGCCUCAACUACAUCGCCCUGGAGCUGAGGGAGGACGGGAGCGCCGCGGGCGCCGCGGCGUCGGGGGCAGGCGGCGUGGCGGCGGGGAUGGCGCCCCUGCCGGAGAACGGAGCCUACGCCAGUAUAGACUUCACCAAAUCAGACGGAGUCACCACGACAACCAAGGGUGAGUAA